AUCACGUCUUAGUUGCGGGGCAAGUUCAUCUGGCAAAUACCAGUUCCAGUGCGCUAGCAAGGGUUGGCUGGCCAACUCUCCAUCUUCGGUGGCACCCCUGCUUUUCGUUCUGCGACUUUCUUGUAAUUAUGGGAGAAUCUAAAAAGCGGUGGACCUUUCAGUAAAGUACCUUGAGUGGUCUUAUGGAUUUCUGGAAUAUAUAGAAAAGGUUCUGCACAUGUAUGAUUUUUCUUUUUUCUUUCUCUUUCCUGUCUUUUGAAGGAGUAUCUUCCUCUUGAUAGAUUCUCUUCAAUAAGGAUAGAAUUUUAUAAGAGCUUUAUUCUGGUUUUUGUAUAUAGUGCAAGCACUAAUUGAUUCUGAGGUGAUAUUUUUUGGGCUUUCCACUUUAUAAGGAAUAUAAACUUUUUUUCAAUUCACAAGUAUAGGAUUUAUUUGAAUGGCGAAAAGGGUUUAUUGUUUGGAGAGUGCAUGAUGAAUAGUGAGUAGAAGAGAGGAGGGAAAAGGAAAAAAAUUCUAGGUGCGGGUAGGAGAUUUGAGAUUUGAGGGAUGUCUUCGAGAUCAACGACAAAUAAGACGAAUUGUUCUAGGAGUAGCUCUGCUAGGUCAAGACAUGGUGCUAGAGUGGUUGCUCAGACCCCAAUUGAUACUAAACUCCACGUGGACUUUGAAGAGUCUGAAAGACAAUUCGAUUAUUCUAGCUCAGUUAAUGUUUCCAGCUCCACCAGCAAUGUCCCUUCUUCAACUGUAUCAGCUUAUCUGCAGAAGAUGCAGAGAGGAAGCCUUAUUCAACCUUUUGGCUGUAUGAUUGCUGUCGAUGAGGAGAAGUUUACUGUCUUGGCAUAUACUGAAAAUGCUCCAGAAAUGCUGGACUUGGCACCACAUGCAGUUCCAAGCAUUGAACAAAAAGAAGCUCUGACUUUCGGUACCGAU
Coffea eugenioides is the source of this 930-nucleotide messenger RNA. Its product is annotated as phytochrome C-like. The record is from RefSeq and is a predicted model, not a curated record. The transcript is spliced from 2 exons. Lineage: Eukaryota; Viridiplantae; Streptophyta; Magnoliopsida; Gentianales; Rubiaceae. The annotation marks the transcript as partial. Gene Ontology annotation, biological process: regulation of DNA-templated transcription.